Molecule: messenger RNA, 636 nt
Organism: Paraglomus occultum
Lineage: Eukaryota; Fungi; Glomeromycota; Glomeromycetes; Paraglomerales; Paraglomeraceae
Source: the annotation of a GenBank genome assembly
GCAAAGGAAGCAUUACGGCAUGGAAUAUCAAUUAAAGAGGAUAAUAUAAUGCCCAGUUUCAAAAAGGCUUUCGUCACUGUUAAAUCGGAACAUCCCAAUUAUGGUUCUCGACAAGGAAUGAAUACGCGCACAUGGUGGGCGAAUGUCGUAAAACGAACUUUUAUCGAUGCCGGCGUCUCAGAACAAGAUCUCACGAAAGUCUUCCAUAAGCUUUCUGAUAAUCUCUACGAUAGAUUUAGAACAGCAGAGGGAUAUGAACUUUACAGUGAAACAGAAGAAAUUCUCUCUGAAUUAGCAGCACAUGGCAUUAAACUUGGAGUGGUUAGCAACUCUGAUGAGAGAGUCCAUGAAGUCUUAUCGUCACUCGGACUCGGCUCACUCUUAAAUUUCAUACUCGUAAGUAGCGAGUUUGGAAUGGAGAAACCUGCGAAGCAGAUAUUUGACAAAGCCUUGGAAUUAGGUGAAGCGAGUUGUCAAGAAACGAUACAUGUUGGUGAUGAUAUAGAAAAUGAUUACUUUGGAUCCAAGAAUGCGGGCCUCCGCUCUCUUCUUUUGCGAAGAUUAACCACAGAACCAGCGCCUCCGUCAUCGGUGCAAGUAAUCUCUUCUCUACGUGAAAUUAGAAACUGCUUAUAA